Molecule: messenger RNA, 854 nt
Organism: Chinchilla lanigera (long-tailed chinchilla)
Lineage: Eukaryota; Metazoa; Chordata; Mammalia; Rodentia; Chinchillidae
Gene: Prl
Product: prolactin
Exons: 5
Coding region: 36-713 (225 amino acids)
Biological process (GO): mammary gland development; female pregnancy; positive regulation of lactation
Cellular component (GO): extracellular region
Molecular function (GO): prolactin receptor binding; hormone activity
Source: RefSeq, a predicted model, not a curated record
CUGUGGUGAAGGUGCUCCCAGUUCUGAUCAUCGCCAUGGACAGCAAGGGACAAGCAGGGUCACUUUUACUGCUGCUGCUUAUGUCAAACCUGCUCCUGUGCAAGAAUGUGGCUUCCCAGACAGUCUGUCCAAACGGGAACGGCUGCCGGCUGUCCCUCCGAGACCUGUUCGGACGUGCCGUCAUUCUGUCUCAUUACAUCCAUAAACUCUCCUCAGAAGUGGUCCAGGAAUUUGAUGCCCAGUAUUCCCAGGGCCCAGGGUUCUUUGACGAGGCCAUCAGCAUGUGCCACACCGCAUCCAUCUCCACUCCAGAGGACAAGGAGCAGGCCCAGCAAAUUCCCCAAAAUGAUUUUAUCAUCCUGGUCAUCCGCUUGGUGCGCUCCUGGACUGAACCUCUGAACCACCUCAUCACGGAAGCCAAUCGCCUGCCAAAAGCCUCCAAUGUUCUCAUAGCAAAAGCCUUGCAGAUUCAGGAAAAAAGCCAACGCCUUCUAGAAGGUCUAAAGGAGAUAGUCAAACUGGUUGAUCCUGAAAUCACAGACAAUGGAGACUACGCUGUCUGGUGGGGACUUUCAUCCCUGCAGUCAGAUGAUUUAGAGUCGCUCCUGUUUGCUUAUCAUAACAUGUUCCGCUGCCUGCGCAGGGAUACACACAAGGUCGACAAUUAUCUCAAGUUCCUGAGGUGCCAAAUUGCUUAUGAUGGCAACUGCUAAGCCUGUAUCCAUUACACUUAUUGCUGAGAUGGUUCUUCAGGAUCCAGCCCUUGGAAAGCUUCUUCUAGUUUUAUGGCUUUUUAAUGCAUGCUUGGGUGUAAGGGUAUAAGGUGUCUCUUCUUAAAAAAAAUAAAAACUGAC